AUGGGCACUCGCACUCCCCCUGGGACGACUAACAUGAUACACUGCAGUCCAGCUAGUGGCCUUGGUGGUGGUGGUGGUGGCCUUGAUCGUGGUGGUGGUAUUGCAGGAGGGGCUUUGAGGAUUGAGAGUGGAGGAAACGUGGUUUUGUUCUCUGUUUUGCUUUCGGUUCUUGCAGCUCUCAUUGCUUUCUAA
Messenger RNA from Prunus armeniaca (apricot), 192 nucleotides. Lineage: Eukaryota; Viridiplantae; Streptophyta; Magnoliopsida; Rosales; Rosaceae. The record is from the annotation of a GenBank genome assembly.